AUGUCUAGACUAAACCCACAGUCUCAAAAUACACGAGAACACCUUCAACCACCCAGUAUAACCAUCACUCGCACUCCAUCUCAACGUAAUCAAGAGCGUCGAUCUACUCUUAUCCGCCCAGAUCUACAAGUGAAUGUUAAUGACCGACGAUCCUCCUAUAUCCAACCACUGGCAUCAGCAUCUCCCCAAUCCGCGUAUUUGUCUCCAGAUACUAAAUCGCCAGCCUCUGCAACAGCACUUCUCCCAAGAAAAUCGUCAGUAAGGGAAUCUAUUGGGAUCCAUGUUCAAAUUCCUGUAAAAAAGCGAAAGUACUGCAAUGAUGCAAUAUGGCUGCUGCUUUUUUUAUGCGCAACAGGCGGAAUGGCAACUAUAAGUUAUAUGGCAUUUACGCGCGGUUAUUAUCAAAGACUACUUUAUGAACGAGAUUCCGAAGGAAGUUUGUGUGGAACAUCUGCUGGCGAGGUCGAUUCGUCACGCGAUUUAUCUGGCCAACCAUAUAUCGCCUACUACAAUCUGAGUUCCACAAACUCAUUUCGUCGAUGUAUUUCAUCAUGUCCUGAUUUAACUGAUUCUUUUAGUUCACUGAUUUGCCAAUAUGGAAUGGACCCACCAGAUACUGCUUCAACCUCAGUUCGUCAAGCACUUGUGGCUGCUGGGAAUUGUACACUGACACAUGCUAGCACUCCAGUUUUUAAUCGAUGCGUACCCAAUGUGUUAUUUAAUAGCAUUUCAAAAGAUAUUGCCUUGACCAAUACUACCGCAGUGACUUUAUGGGCUUCCAAUUUAGUGGUAGAUUUUAACCACGAUACUUUUGCUGCAAUGCUUUUCCAGCAAAUCGCUUUGGAUUGGUGGAUUCUUAUAGUAUCUAUGAGCAUCACGCUGGUUCUAUCAUACUCGUGGAUUUUCUUGCUUGUGAUCAUGAGCAGGUUCAUCGUGUGGGCUACACUGUGGCUAGUGUUACUAGUGGCAUGGGGUGGAUCGGGAUUUUUGUUAUACAUGUAUAUUUCACUGCAGUACUAUGGACUGUCUCCACUUAGUUCUACUAUCUCAGCUGCGGGCGGCUAUUAUACUGCUUCUACGCUGCUUACAUUGACAUGCAUUGUAUUCAUCAUUUCAGUAGCCAUUUCUAUUUCGUCGUUUUUUUUCCGUAAAACAAUUGCACUUGCUAUCCGGAUUAUCAUUGAAACUAGCAACUCGUUUCGAAAACUUCAGGUUCUAUCAACAAUCCCACUUGCAAAAACAGGUGCUGUUAUUUUUCUUGGACUAUACACAGUAUUCAUUGUAUCGCUUCUAUCAACGGUAGGAAAAGUGGUAACGCCAAUUACACGUACAUACACGCUUCAUAAUUCAACAUAUACUGUUCCUACUGGAAGAGUGUUUGUACCAUCGAUACACAACAACUAUUUUCAAUGCUAUGCAUUUGUAUGGUUUCUAUGGCUAUAUAAUGUGGUGCACGCCGUCGGUGCAGUGUCUGUUGCAGGCGUGAUUGGUGAAAACUAUUUUACGCUUCAAAAAGAAGAUCCCGACGUGAUUCAUCAAUCUAUGAAAUCAGCUGUCGCUCGAGUUUUUUUGUCUCAUUUUGGCUCUACUUUGUUUGGGUCAAUCAGUAUCCCUUUGAUCAAAGUUAUCAAUAUUGUUAAUUGGUUUAUUUCCUCUACCUUUUCAAAAGUAGAAAAAAUAGAAGUUGCCAAAACAAAAGAUUUAUUUUUUGAUCGGUGGUAUCGGUGGCUCGGCGAAUGUAUGAUAUCUGUUAACGAAAAGGCAUAUAUCACGAUGGCUUUGUUUGGCCACCCUUUUUGCGAAUCUGCUAGACUUGGAGUGCGCAUUACCGAGCAAAACAGUAUCAGGCACGUAAAUUUUGAAAUAUUUGAGUAG
This is a messenger RNA of Batrachochytrium dendrobatidis JAM81, 1875 nucleotides long. RefSeq lists its product as uncharacterized. Gene Ontology annotation, biological process: transmembrane transport. Gene Ontology annotation, molecular function: transmembrane transporter activity. Bases 1 to 1875 code for a protein of 624 amino acids. The record is from RefSeq and is a predicted model, not a curated record. The transcript has 7 exons. Lineage: Eukaryota; Fungi; Chytridiomycota; Chytridiomycetes; Rhizophydiales.